GCCUCAUCCUCGGCACUCGUAUAUCUAUCUAGCUUCAUUCUUUGUAUAUAUACACUUGUCUCCCGCCAGGUUGGCGUUUGUCUGAAGGAGAACGAAGACAGCAAGCCCUCGAAAGCUUGUUUUCCUUACCUCUUCGUUGUAUAAACACUCUGUAUCUUGGAAACGCCGUUCAGGGCGCGUGUGGUUAUAGUUGUAGUAGUUAGCAGCAGCAACAGCAGCACCUUCUUGGUGCCUGGGAUACUGCCAAAUUUCAUGUGUCAUCUCAAACGAAACUUGCAACCACCAGUGAUCUCUCCAUAUACAUCCAUGUACGUCAGGCCUCGAAUCUCUUACCGCCGACGAUCUUGCCCUCAGAAUUCCGUUGUGUAUCGACGACGUCUACCGACUGAUGUUGAAAAAUGGGUUCCAUGGUUCCCCGGAGGUCUUCAGAUGAGCUUCAUGCGACUCCCCUUUCGCGACCACAUUCCCAUCCUCCCUUUGGUUCCCAAGGAAGAGGGAAAGGGAAGCCCUCCUCCCCGGCCCACCCUCACAAUCAAAACAAAAAAAGUUGCCAACGGCAGCAAAUGGGCCGGCGCUCGCUUCAACCAUGAACACUUGGUCCGUUCGUUCAUCUAUGGACCGUCUCUAACACCCCGCGACUCGGCUGGGUGGUUAGCGUAUCCCCCCCCCCCAAAAAAAAACCGAAAAAUCGUUUCGUUUCAGACGGGCUGGUUGGUCCGUAAAGCACACACACACACACACAUACACACGCCAUGCCCGGGGAGGGAGAUAGCGCGAAAUAAUUAAAAUCAAGUACCGCCAGCAAGUGACACACAUGUAUGGCA
This is a messenger RNA of Colletotrichum navitas, 824 nucleotides long. RefSeq lists its product as uncharacterized. The transcript has a single exon. The record is from RefSeq and is a predicted model, not a curated record. NCBI's taxonomy places the organism in Eukaryota, Fungi, Ascomycota, Sordariomycetes, Glomerellales, Glomerellaceae. Bases 253 to 786 code for a protein of 177 amino acids.